GUAAACGGUCCAGUUCGCUUCGUUCGAUCACUUGCCCAUCUAAAUUUCAAAUUCCCCUUUUUCGGGCAUUCUUACGACUCAAAUUUAUACGAUUUAAUUUGAAAUUAAGAUUAAAUUCAGGGCCUGCUGACCCCUGACCCCGCUGUGGACAUGGUUUACCCGAGUGACACGUCGGACGGCAACAACGAGGAGCUGGCUCUGGAAUCCAGUGUUGCACAUGGCAAUAUCAACGGCACUGGCAACGGCACUGGCAACACGCCUGGGACAACAACCACUCCAAAUGGGGACAACAAAGUCAAUCAGCGGCAAUACGAGCCGCGCGAGCGCUUCAUUAUCACCAAAAACGUGGUCGUGAUAGGCCUGGCCUUCAUGAUUCAUUUCACGGCCUUUCACGGCACAUCGAAUCUGCAGAGUUCGGUGAAUGCGGACAAAGCCCUAGGAACCACUACUCUGGCCGUCAUCUACGGCUCGCUGAUACUGUCCAAUAUCUUCCUGCCGAUGACCGUGAUUAGUUGGUUCGGCUGUCGGUUGACCAUGGCUUUGGCUCUCUUCGCCUACAUGCCCUACAUAGCCGCCCAGUUCUAUCCGAGAUUCGAGACCCUAAUCCCGGCUGCCUUAAUGGUGGGUUUCGGCGGCGGGCCACUGUGGUGCUCAAAGUGCACCUACCUCUCCACGGUUUCGGAGGCACUUACCCAAGUGCGGGGAAACAAGUCACGCAAGGAUGUGAACACAGUCAAGUUUUUUGGGCUCUUCUUCAUCUUCUACCAGAUGGCCCAGGUGUGGGGAAACCUGAUCUCCUCAUCGGUUUUGACUCUCAGCGCCCCUGCCUCGCAAUCCCCUGCGAAUGAAACUUUCGAAAUGGAACUGCAGCGAGAGCUGGAGAGGCAGAAGGUUGCCGAGUUGUGUGGUGCUAACUUUUGUCCCGGAGUGGGGGCAGAGGCCAAUCCCAACCUGGUGCCACCAGCUCCUGAACAAAUCCAGUUGCUUAAUUCCAUCUUCCUCACCUGUAUGGCAGCUGCGGUGGUCAUGAUGAUCUUCGGCGUCAGCUCCCUAAAGCGCUAUGGAGUCAAGCGCGGAGACACUGGCGAUGGCAUGUCGGGGCUCAAGCUCCUCACGGUGACCAUAAAUCUGCUGCGCAAGCGUCGUCAGAUCCUGAUGCUGCCCAUCACAAUGUUCAUUGGCCUGGAAGAGGCCUUCCUAGCCGUAGACUUCACCCGAUCAUUUGUGGCUUGCGGUUGGGGAAUCUCGAGGAUCGGAUUCGCCAUGAUCUGCUUUGGAGUAGCAAAUGCAGUGGCUGCUGGAAUUGCUGGUGCUUUAGUGGAGCGCAUCGGACGAGUCACCCUGGCCGGACUUUGUGCUGUACUCAAUCUCUGCCUGCUCACCUACAUGUACAGCUGGGAGGCAAAGGAGGGUGAUUACCUGAGCUACUGCACCUUUGCGGCGAUUUGGGGAAUCUGUGAUGGAGUCUGGCUGGUUGUGGUCAAUGCUUUUUAUGGCAUCCUAUUUCCGAACCACCUGAUUGCCGCUUAUAGCAACUUUCGUUUAUGGGAAAGCACCGGUUCGGUAAUUGGCUAUGUCAUCAGUUCGCAGCUUUGUACUUCCACCAAGUUGGUGAUUUUAAUGGGAGUUAUGUUGGUGGGCUGCGUGGGAUAUGGCCUUAUUGAAUACCGCGUUUGGCAAAAGCAGAAGAACCUGGAGGUCAUGCUAAGUGACUGAUUGCGAAGUCAAAGCCAAUCCAUUUUCUUGCCAUUUACAUUUUUGACUCUGUUUUCCCAAAUGAGAAGCAGAGAUAGUUGCUCUAUGUGAUAUUGCCAAAUAAUGUUAAGAUUCCCACGUUACUUAAUAAAACCAAGUGUUGUUUUAA
This is a messenger RNA of Drosophila eugracilis, 1864 nucleotides long. Its product is annotated as UNC93-like protein. Gene Ontology annotation, molecular function: potassium channel regulator activity. The transcript is spliced from 6 exons. Gene Ontology annotation, cellular component: plasma membrane; striated muscle dense body. Bases 151 to 1716 code for a protein of 521 amino acids. The record is from RefSeq and is a predicted model, not a curated record. Gene Ontology annotation, biological process: regulation of muscle contraction; regulation of potassium ion transport. NCBI's taxonomy places the organism in Eukaryota, Metazoa, Arthropoda, Insecta, Diptera, Drosophilidae.